AUGGCGCAAUCCCAUUCCCACGACGGUGGAGCAUCGCAUACCCAUGACUCCUCGGGGCCUGUGGGUUCUGGCAAGACCGCACUGAUGCUUGCCCUCUGCCUUGCCCUGCGCGAGAAAUACAACCUUGCUGCCGUCACAAACGAUAUCUUCACGCGUGAAGAUGCCGAAUUCCUCACACGCAAUGCCGCUCUGCCUCCGUCCCGAAUCCGAGCCAUUGAGACGGGCGGAUGCCCCCACGCUGCCGUGCGGGAGGACAUCUCGGCCAACCUCGCCGCGCUGGAAGACCUGCACCGCGAAUUCGGCACAGAUAUACUGCUCAUCGAAAGUGGAGGCGACAACCUGGCCGCAAACUACAGUCGUGAGCUGGCCGACUUUAUCAUCUAUGUCAUCGACGUGGCUGGUGGUGACAAGGUUCCUCGCAAAGGAGGCCCAGGCAUCACGCAGAGUGACCUAUUGGUGGUGAACAAGACGGAUCUUGCAGAGGCCAUUGGAGCGGACUUGGGUGUUAUGGAGCGCGAUGCGAGAAAGAUGCGCGAAGGCGGCCCAACCGUCUUUGCUCAAGUCAAGAAGAAUGUCGCUGUGGACCACAUUGUGAACUUGAUCUUGAGCGCUUGGAGGGCUAGCGGCGCAGAAGAAGAGAGGAAGAGCAAGGGCGGCCCCAAGCCAACAGAAGGUCUCGAACAGCUCGCCAAGUAA
Molecule: messenger RNA, 696 nt
Organism: Emericellopsis cladophorae
Lineage: Eukaryota; Fungi; Ascomycota; Sordariomycetes; Hypocreales; Bionectriaceae
Product: CobW/HypB/UreG
Exons: 2
Coding region: 1-696 (231 amino acids)
Molecular function (GO): nickel cation binding; GTPase activity
Source: RefSeq, a predicted model, not a curated record